AUGACUGGUAUGAAUGAUCAUAAUGCCGCUAUUCCUCAGCAAACUCCAAGGAAACAUGCGCUAUCUUCUAAAGUUAUGCAACUUUUUAGAAGUGGUUCAAGAUCAUCUAGGCAAGGAAAGCCUUCAUCGAACAUCCAACCACCUUCUAAUAUAAACACAAACGUUUCAUCAGCGUCUAAAUCAGCCAAACUUGGCUUGCAUACCCCAACCUCUGCUACUGCUAGAGGAGUUUCUACUUCUGCCAAUACUGCAGGUGUGAGUAAAACGGGCAUGUACAUGCCCGAAUAUUAUCAGUCGGCAUCACCAUCCCACUCCAGUUCGUCCGCAUCAUUAAAUAAUCAUAUCGAUAUUAACACCUCUAAAUCAUCAUCAGCUGCCUCUUUAACUUCAUCGGUAUCAGCUCUAUCCUUAUCACCCACAUCAGCCAUAAAUAUUAGCUCCAAAAGUUUGAGUCCAAAAUUCUCCCAUCACAGUAAUUGUAAUACUGCCAUUACACCUGCCCCUACUCCUACUGCUUCGAGUAUUAAUAAUGUAAAUAAGAUAACCAAUACAAGUGCACCUAUUUGUGGGAGAUUUCUCGUGCACAAAGAUGGUACGCAUGAACACCACUUGAAAAAUGCUAAGAGACAAGAGAAGCUGAGCACAAUGAUUAAAAACAUGGUUGGUGCAAGCAAAUUACGUGGUGAGGCAAAAUCUGCUGUCCCUGAUAUAAUAAUGGAUCCGAAGACUACUUUAAAGUCUAACAAGAAUCCUCCUACCCUUUUUGCAGGUUUUAUGAAGCAAGUUGUAGACAUGGACGAUAAAUAUCCAGAAGGUACACCCGUAAAUGGCACUUUGAAUGGUUCUGAAAGGGAUAUAAACAGGUCCGAACAAAACGAAUCUAAGAAUAAUGCACAUAGUACCACGUCUACUAAAAGAGAUACCCAAUGUUUUGCCGAAAAGUAUGGCCGCUGCCAAGAAGUCCUUGGCAAAGGUGCUUUUGGUGUAGUAAGAAUAUGUCAAAAGAAAAAUGUUUUGUCCCAGGAUGGUAAUAAAAGUGAAAAGCUUUACGCAGUGAAAGAGUUUAAGCGUAGAGCAUCUGAAUCUGCGGAAAAGUAUUCUAAGAGAUUAACUUCUGAGUUUUGCAUUUCUUCCUCAUUACACCAUACAAAUAUUGUUACUACACUAGACCUUUUCCAAGACGCUAAAGGCGAGUACUGCGAAGUAAUGGAAUAUUGUGCUGGUGGCGAUUUAUUCACUUUAGUCGUUGCCGCUGGAAAAUUAGAAUAUAUGGAAGCCGACUGUUUCUUCAAACAGCUCAUAAGAGGUGUUGUUUACAUGCAUGAAAUGGGUGUUUGUCAUAGAGAUUUGAAGCCCGAGAACUUACUGCUCACGCACGACGGUGUGUUAAAAAUAACAGAUUUUGGUAACAGUGAAUGUUUUAAGAUGGCAUGGGAAAAGAACAUUCACCUUAGUGGAGGUGUUUGUGGCUCAUCGCCAUACAUCGCCCCAGAGGAAUAUAUUAAAGAAGAGUUCGACCCAAGACCCGUAGAUAUAUGGGCGUGUGGUGUCAUUUAUAUGGCAAUGAGAACUGGCAGACAAUUGUGGAGUUCUGCUGAAAAGGACGAUCCAUUUUAUAUGAAUUAUUUGAAAGGACGGAAGGAAAAAGGCGGCUAUGAGCCAAUCGAAAGUUUGAAAAGAGCCAGGUGUAGGAAUGUUAUAUAUUCGAUGUUAGAUCCCGUUCCCUAUAGAAGAAUCAAUGGGAAACAAAUUUUGAACAGUGAAUGGGGAAGGGAGAUAAAAUGCUGUCAUAAUGGGCGCGCAUUGAAAUAG
Molecule: messenger RNA, 1812 nt
Organism: Saccharomyces paradoxus
Lineage: Eukaryota; Fungi; Ascomycota; Saccharomycetes; Saccharomycetales; Saccharomycetaceae
Gene: SAT4
Product: serine/threonine protein kinase SAT4
Exons: 1
Coding region: 1-1812 (603 amino acids)
Biological process (GO): intracellular monoatomic cation homeostasis; protein phosphorylation; intracellular signal transduction
Molecular function (GO): protein serine/threonine kinase activity; ATP binding
Source: RefSeq, a predicted model, not a curated record